AUGUCCGCCGCUAAAUUAACCUCAUGCCUCGCCGCAGCCACCGCCGCCGCAGCGGCUUCAAUCUCCUCGCAAUCCAAUCCUGCUUACUCCGAAUCUUUCUUCCGUUUCCCCUUUUUCUCUUCUUCACCUUCCAAUUCACCUCCGCCAACGGACCAAUCAUCUGAUAAAAAAUCGGAUUCACCGCCGCCGGCGGAAGAACCUAAUAAGUCCGGUUUUGAUCCUGAAUCGUUAGAAAGAGCUGCUAAAGCUCUCCGUGAAAUCAACAGUUCUCCUCACGCUAAAAAGGUGUUUGAUUUAAUGCGUAAACAAGAACAAUCUCGUCUUGCUGAGUUAGAUGCUGAAAAAGUUAAUUAUGAACUUAUUCAGACUCAAGGAGAUAUUGAUAGGUUGCGUAAAAUGGCUGAAGAACAACGAAAUCUAAUACAAGAGCAGAACCAGAGGCAGGCUCAGGUGUUACGAUUUGAAGAUGAAUUGGCAAGGAAAAGAAUGCAGACAGAUCAUGAAGAUCAAAGGCGACAUAAUGUUGAGUUGGUCCAGAUGCAAGAGAAGUCUUUUGUACGAAAGGAGCAGGCAAGAAAGGAUUCCGAAGAACAGAUGCAAGCUCAGAAACUUCUGACUGAGCAAAAGAAAGCGGAAAUAGACAAAGAAACCAUUAGAGCUAAGGAAAAGGCAAAUGCUGAAAAACGAAUCCGUUUAAAGGUAUUGACAGAGGAGCAAAACAGGAGAGAGCUUAAAGACAAACUGCAGGGGGAAACAGAUAAAUGGAUUGCUGCAAUUAAUGCUACUUUUAGUCAUAUUGAAGGUGGUCUAAGGAUAUUAUUGACCGAUAGGGACAAAUUGCUUAUGACUGUUGGUGGAGCUACUGCAUUAGCUGCAGGAGUAUAUACGACGAGAGAAGGCGCAAAAGUAACAUGGGGAUAUAUUAAUCGGAUUCUGGGGCAGCCAUCAUUGAUCCGGGAAUCAUCAAUGGCAAAGUUUCCGGGAUCAAGGAUGAUGUCUCAAGCCAAAAAUAAAGUUUUAAAUUAUAGUACCUUGGCCAGGGAAAAAAAGUCUGUUGGGAUUCAAAAUGGUCUUGGAAAUGUAAUCUUGCAUCCCUCAUUGCAGAGAAGAAUAGUGCAUUUAGCACGGGCAACAUCAAACACGAAGGCCCAUCAGGCACCGUUUCGUAACAUGCUUUUUUAUGGGCCUCCUGGGACUGGUAAAACCAUGGUUGCAAGGGAAAUAGCUAGAAAAUCGGGUUUGGAUUAUGCAAUGAUGACCGGAGGAGAUGUUGCACCUCUGGGCCCACAGGCUGUUACCAAAAUUCACGAGAUAUUUGAUUGGGCCAAGAAAUCUAAAAGAGGCCUGUUGCUUUUUAUUGACGAGGCAGAUGCUUUCCUUUGCGAGCGUAAUAGCUCACACAUGAGUGAAGCUCAACGAAGUGCCCUAAAUGCAUUGCUUUUCAGAACUGGUGAUCAGUCUAGAGACAUAGUACUUGUGCUUGCGACAAACAGACCAGGAGAUCUUGAUAGUGCAAUUACUGAUCGUAUUGAUGAAGUGAUUGAAUUCCCACUUCCAGGAGAGGAGGAGCGUCUUAAGUUAUUGAAUCUCUAUUUGAACAAGUAUCUAUGUGAUGAAAGUAAUGGCUCCAAGGGGGGAUUAUUUAUGAAGAAGCAGCCCCAGCAAAUUACCAUAAAAGAUUUAUCAGAAGACGUGCUGAAAGAGGCUGCCAAGAAAACAGAGGGAUUUUCUGGCCGUGAGAUAGCCAAACUCAUGGCCAGCGUCCAAGCUGCUGUCUAUGGGCGUCCUGAUUGCGCCUUGGAUUCUAAGUUGUUUAGAGAAAUUGUUGAUUACAAGGUGGUGGAACAUCAUCAGCGGUUAAAACUAGCAGCUGAAGGCGGCCUCCCUGCCUGAUCAAACGUAACAACUUAUCCGUGGCCCAUGAAAGCAUAUUCUUUUUAAAACAUUGCGGAGAUGCAUUUUGUGAGCCACAUAGAUAGCAAGUUUUAGCUUUAUUAAUUAUAGCAUUGGAGGCUUUAAUUAAAUGGAAGCAUUCCAGCAGAACCUGUUCUUUUCGUGCUAUAUGGAGCAAGAAGCCAGGUCUUGAGAGCGUAGAAGUCAAUUUAACCUGUCUAUUAAAUCAAAUAUAUAAAAAUGCUCACAGUUGUAACUUAAACUUGCAUUUUGUUUUGAAUUUCAGUUUUGUUAAAUUCCAAUAAGAAUCUACAUGAAUGAUAUGUUGAAUGAUCGUUUAUUUUAUUUUUUUUAACUUCAA
Messenger RNA from Medicago truncatula (barrel medic), 2254 nucleotides. RefSeq names its product ATPase family AAA domain-containing protein 3C. The record is from RefSeq and is a predicted model, not a curated record. Gene Ontology annotation, cellular component: mitochondrion. Gene Ontology annotation, biological process: mitochondrion organization. The coding region runs from base 1 to 1893 and encodes 630 amino acids. The transcript is spliced from 8 exons. NCBI's taxonomy places the organism in Eukaryota, Viridiplantae, Streptophyta, Magnoliopsida, Fabales, Fabaceae. Gene Ontology annotation, molecular function: ATP hydrolysis activity; zinc ion binding; ATP binding.